Messenger RNA from Lineus longissimus, 2178 nucleotides. RefSeq lists its product as uncharacterized. NCBI's taxonomy places the organism in Eukaryota, Metazoa, Nemertea, Pilidiophora, Heteronemertea, Lineidae. The coding region runs from base 1 to 2178 and encodes 725 amino acids. The record is from RefSeq and is a predicted model, not a curated record. The transcript is spliced from 10 exons.
AUGGAUGCCCAUACUGGACGCAGCCUUGGUGAAUUUCAUAUUGCUCCACCAACUAAGAAAUGGUCGUUCGUAGGGAUCAGCUACAGUCAACAAACUGGCAAUUUGGUGAUGUGGGUCGAUGGUAAUGUUGUCAUCAAGAAUGUCGGAGCCAUAGGACUCCGAGACAUGUUGGGUGAUUUGUACGUUGGACUCAGGCCGGCAAAUGGUGGGUCCAAAUUCACGGGAAAGCUGGCCGGAACAACGCUGAUGAGAUGUGCAGUCAGUGGUAAGACCCAGAUCGAGGAACUUAGGAAGCUGAUCAUAAGUAGAGCCAAACCUGGUGGUAUGUCGAGCUGUGGCUCGUGGCUUCUUCUCGGACCUAGGAUCGAGUCCAAACCAAGCGGCCUUGGUGGCCUAACCCUAUCUACCGUAGGAGCCACAACUCUCACCACCGGCCCUGAAGGUAUCAACGCAUGGGUUUUCACCGGGCAUAACUACGUCAAGAUAACCAGUGACGGAAAGCUGGAUAUUGAGCGUGAUAGUUUCACAAUCGCGACUUAUCUUUACCAAGACGUACUUAGAGACGAAGCAAUCGUGGAGUGGAGAGGAAGAGGAGAUUUCGGAACUCACAUGUGGAUUUAUCAAGAAAAGCUUUUGAUCAACAUGGAUGCCCAUACUGGACGCAGCCUUGGUGAAUUUCAUAUUGCUCCACCAACUAAGAAAUGGUCGUUCGUAGGGAUCAGCUACAGUCAACAAACUGGCAAUUUGGUGAUGUGGGUCGAUGGUAAUGUUGUCAUCAAGAAUGUUGGUGCCAUAGGACUCCGAGACAUGUUGGGUGAUUUGUACGUUGGACUCAGACCGGCAAAUGGUGGGUCCAAAUUCACGGGAAAGCUGGCCGGAACAACGCUGAUGAGAUGUGCAGUCAGUGGUAAGGCCCAGAUCGAUGAACUUAGGAAGCUGAUCAUAAGUAGAGCCAAACCUGGUGGUAUGUCGAGCUGUGGCUCGUGGCUUCUUCUCGGACCUAGGAUCGAGUCCAAACCAAGCGGCCUUGGUGGCCUAACCCUAUCUACCGUAGGAGCCACAACUCUCACCACCGGCCCUGAAGGUAUCAACGCAUGGGUUUUCACCGGGCAUAACUACGUCAAGAUAACCAGUGACGGAAAGCUGGAUAUUGAGCGUGAUAGUUUCACAAUCGCGACUUAUCUUUACCAAGACGUGCUUAGAGACGAAAUAAUCGUGGAGUGGAGAGGAAGAGGAGAUUUCGGAACUCACAUGUGCAUUUAUCAAGGCAAGCUUUUGAUCAACAUGGAUGCCCAUACUGGACGCAGCCUUGGUGAAUUUCAUAUUGCUCCACCAACUAAGAAAUGGUCGUUCGUAGGGAUCAGCUACAGUCAACAAACUGGCAAUUUGGUGAUGUGGGUCGAUGGUAAUGUUGUCAUCAAGAAUGUCGGAGCCAUAGGACUCCGAGACAUGUUGGGUGAUUUGUACGUUGGACUCAGGCCGGCAAAUGGUGGGUCCAAAUUCACGGGAAAGCUGGCCGGAACAACGCUGAUGAGAUGUGCAGUCAGUGGUAAGGCCCAGAUCGAGGAACUUAGGAAGCUGAUCAUAAGUAGAGCCAAACCUGUGCCAACCCUACAAUGCACAGAUGAUGUUGCAAAGAGAUGGAUAGGGGAUAAAUGUGUCAACCGCUGUGCUCCAGAGGAGAUCUGGGAUAACACCAAGAAGAUCUGCACACCGAGGUGCACCGAGUCUCAGUUAUGGAACAUCCCGACCAAACGAUGUGUAGACAGGUGUAAACCUUCUGACAUGUUGAAGAAAGGAGACUGUGUUGCUCGUUGUACUCCACCGAAAUCAUGGGAUCUCAGAUUGAAGAGUUGUACAGAAAAAAUCUGCACCUGCAAGGCUUGGGGAGAUCCCCAUUACCAUCGUUACGACGAUUUUACCAGAAUGAUCGACUUCAUGGGUGUCUGUAAAUACGUCUUCUCCAAGACGACCAACUCUGACGUCGCGUGUUCCUUCUCCAUUGAGGUGAAGAACGAAUAUCGAGGCAACACAAUUGUGUCUUUCGGUAGGAUGAUGGACCUGAAGAUGGGAGGUUUCGUUGUCAGACUUCACAAGGACGGAUGGACUAGGGCGAAAUCAAAAUACAAGCAAUGUUCAGUCAAUAUACUGAAGUGUAAUGGUAUUUUUACCGGCUAA